GGACGCACGACGCGCGGCUCGCUCCAAGCGCCUCCGACACCAGCGGAGUUUUCCCUCCCGCAGGAUCCGUGGCAUGUGUGCGCGCGCCACCCGCGGGGAGCGGGACCGCGGGAAUAUAACUUGACUGCCUGGAGAGUUUGUUGUUUUGGUUUUUUUGCGGAGGAGAGAGGAGAUAUCAUGCCUUUCUGCAAACGCGCGAUCCUUCCCAGAGACGUGUGCCGGAACGCGCUGGAGGCGCGGCCCCGGCGGCCCGGGACUUUCGGGGACUUGGCGGACGUGUGCGGCUUCUCCCUGUGCUCGGUGCUGCGCCAGCUCUCGGAUCUGUCCCGGCACUCGGUGAGCAUCCUGGAGGAGCUGGAGGGGGACCUGGUGUCCGUCUGCCGCCGGUCCGGCGCGCUGCAGGGCAGGGUGGCCCGCCUGCAGCGGCGCGUCGCGGAGCUGCUCAGCAAGCCGCCGCCGAGAGCCACCAGCGGUCUAGAGGCGGAGAGCGGCAGGCGCGGCGGCAGCAGCAGUAGCCACGGCGAUGGCAGCCACAGCGGCGGCGGCAUCGGCGGAGGAAGCGGCGGCGGCGGCGGCGGCGGCGCGGCCCACUUCAGGUCUCCAUGGCAACAGAGCGUGAACGUGUUCGGCUCGUGGAGCAGGCCGGAGUGUGUCGAGGAGCUGCACCAGCAGGCGCAGCUCAACCUCCAGAGCCUGCUGCAAGAGUUUGAGGAGCAGCUGUACGACACCAAGCUGACCGGCCAGACGUUCCGCCACCCGUCGUCCCAGAGCUCCGACGACACGUCCACCUCGCUCAGCCGCUCGCCCGUCUCCAUCAGCAACAAGAGGCCCGACUUCAUCUUCCUGCCGGCGUCCAAGCAGCUGUACGACGAUGAAACCGCCUCCUCCGUGUUCGGCCUGAGGUCGGCCACCGACCCGUCCCCCUCCCCGUCCCCGUCCCCCUGCGGCUCGGACCGCCCGGCGCCGGGCUGGAGCAGUAACCACAGCGGCAGCAGCAGCACGGCCGCCGCCGCCGCCGCCGCCGCGCCGCCCGUGGCGGAGAAGCCCCGCUGGCACCUGGGGCGGCGCCCGCCGGCCGGCUUCCUCCCGCCGGACAUCACGUCAGGUGACGCCGCCGCCGCCGCCGCCGCCGGAGGAGGAGGAGGGAAGCUCCACUGUGUCGACCUCCUGCAGCACUCCCCGUCUCCAUCGCCCGCUCCCGGGAACGCCUUCCUCCAGCAGCCCCACUCCCUGGAGCCGGUGAGCGACACCCCCCAGCAGCCCCUCCCCCUGAGGAAGACGCACUCCGACCUCGACGCAGCCUCGCCCGCAGACAGCAGCUUCCGGCCCCCCCCCGGAGCGAUGGACCACUCGGGGCUGCUGUGCUCCAACACGCCGUCCGCCUCCUGGAACGGGCCCAAGGGCUCCACCUUCUCCCCCGGGGCGUGGAACGAGCCGUACGGCUACGGCAUGAGCAAGGGCCCGGCGGUCCCCCCCAAGCAGCACGCCAUCAUCGGCUCCGUGGGGGGCCGGUCGCAGGACGGCGUCAUGCUGGUGAGCAAGGGGCCGGCGGCCGGCUCGCACCCCGGCUGCUUCGCCUCGGCGACGGACGCCGCGGGCCGGCAGGCGGGGAUCCCUCUGGCGAAGCGGAGCGAGACGGAGGGGGCGGCGGCGGACGGGGGCAGAGGGGGAGGGGGCGGGGAGGCGGGCCGAGGACGGGAGCGGUCGGCGCGGUCCAUCGCGGCGCAGCACGCCUUCAAGUUCAGGGAGCGCUCGCUUUCCACGCCCACGGAUACGGGGUCUUUCUGCUUUUCGGAGGCUGGCGCCGACCAGCCGGACGGCCACUUCUCGUCGGCGGGGAACGGUAACAGCGUGGCGGGCGACCACCAGCACGACCACCACCACUUUCUGGGUUUAGGCGAGAACUACGCCCUCCUGUACCCGAGGGGGAGCUCCGAGGACAGCGCCAGCACCGCCGACACCGUCUCCGUCACGGCGUCGGACUACAGCGCCGAGGGCCGCCUGCGCCUGCGCUCCCGCUCCAUCUCGCUCAAGAAGUCCAAGCGCAAGCCGCCGCCCCCCGUCCGGAGCGUGUCCCUCAUGAAGAACCUGGGCGAGGCCGAGGGGAGGGUCCACCACGGGGGGAGUCUCUACCGAGACGGUCGUCCGAAGAGCCUCCACAUCCCGCGGGACCACUUCCCCGACUUCCAGCCGGACUUCCUCCUGCCGAGCUCGUCCUCCAUACACAACCUGCGCGAGCGGGAGCGAGGCCGGGGGGGCGGCGGCGACGGACCCCCGAGCCUGGAGGUCCAGGCGCCGGACAGAGAGAGCGAGGCGGAGAUGACCUUCCCGGCUCACUGGCAGCUGGGAGAGUGGAAGAGCAGCGACCCCUACAGGUCUCUCUCUGGGUCCAGCACGGCGACAGGGACCACGGUGAUCGAGUGCAUGAAGGUCAGAGGAAGCUCCGAGUCCCUCCUCGACUCCCCCUCCACCUCCAGAGCAACCUCGCCCUCCCAGAUCUCCAUGGAGACCGACGUCAAGGCGUCCUCGCCCUUCAAACCGCCGGGACUCAUGUCCCCGUCCAGCGGCUACUCCAGCCAGUCGGAGACCCCCACCCCGACGGUUCCCCUGAGCCAGCCGGGCACCGGGUGUAAGAUGCGCCCGAAGAUCCCCGAGAGGAAGUCGUCGCUGCCGUCGCCGAAAGACCCGGCCGCCCGGUCCAGACUGUCCUUCGAAAUGCCGGGCAACGCACACCUGGACCUGUCGUCCAUCAAGCCGAAGCAGAAGGCCAGCCGGCGGCACUCGGACACCUCGACGGCGGCGAAGCCCGGGAAGAUCAGCCCCAGCUCGUCGCAGGCGCCGCCGGUCGUCACGCAGAACGAGCUGAAGACGAUCCGCCUCCGCUCGGUGUCGCGCGGCGACCUGGAGGACUGCCCGGACGGCGCCUCGGACACCAUCGAGGAGGAGCAGCAGGGCAGGGAGCCGGCCGAAGACCCCAGCCCGCCGCCCACUCUGCCCAAACCCAAACCGCCCGUCGCCGUCAAGCCCCCCCUGCCCAAACGGCCCGUCAACCUCCUGCUCAAGUCGCCCUCGUCCACGUCCCCGCUCGCCCCCGACUCCCCUCCCGGGUCCCCCGUGGACCGCCCGGUGCCUUUAGGCAACAUCUACAAAGUCAUGAAGAAGCCCAAACCCAAAAAACCCCCGCCGGCGGCUCCGGCCAGUCCCGCUGCGGUCCCAGACUCAAACCCCGGCGCCGUCCAGCUGGAUCACCCCUUCCUGCCCCACUCCCAGUCCCUCUUCGACCUGCCCCCCCUCCCAGACCCCCAGCCGCUCCUGGAGGACCCGGUGCUGGAGCCUGAGCUGGACGUGGAUCCAGAGUCCCGGCUGUGGCCCGGGGACGGCGGCUCGCUGCCGUCGCCCUGCAGCACCCAGGACCCCCCCGAGCUCCUGGACAAGAGCAAGACGCUCCCGUCGCGGAUGACCAUCUCCUGCCUGGCCGAGCUGUCGGACAAGAAGAAACCCAAGGUUCCACCUCCGGUCCCCAAAAAGCCGAACGUCCUCCUCCUGCCGUCGUCGUCGCUCUCCUCGGCCAACGGCGGCACGGAGCGCCAGGCGCCGCAGGCCGACAGCCCCGUGGGGCUGCGCUCUCCGGUGGGGGCGUUCCCGCCAGAGGACCUUCCCAGCUCCCCCGGCGCGCCGGAGACGCCGGAGCAGGACGAGAACCACCUGGGGACGGACGAGGAGAGCUCGAAGGAGUCGUCGCUGCAGGACUCCUCCCUCACCGAGACGGAAGGGAAGACGGCCGGCGCCGGGAUCGCAGCAGACGACUCGGCUAACGACUGCGCUAACGAGAAGACGGUGCUCCACAUCGCGGAGGAGACGGACGACGACCUGCUGGCCAACACGCCCACGACGCACACCACCGAAGACCUGUUCACAAUCAUACACAGGUCGAAGAGGAAGGUCCUGGGUCGCAAGGAGCCGUCGGACUCCUUCGGCAGCCGACAGAGCUUGGUGUCUCCGGUGAAGCACGGCAGCGGCGGCGGCGGCGGCGAGCUCCGGAAUCUGACGCUGGGCAGCCAGAGGUCCAGCUCCCGCAACGAGAACUUCAUGGCCCUGCUGCAGAAGAAAGGCAGCAAGUCUUCCAGCGGGGGCGCCCGGGUGUCCGCCAUGGAGCUCCUGAAAAGCACAAACCCCCUGGCGCGCCGCGUGACGGAGUUCUCGGCCGGCGCCGCCGCGCCAACCGCCGACGGCGGAGACGCUCCGCCCAGCGACCAGUGAAGGGAAGCUCACCGGCUCACAGAGCUGCCGACUUCCCAGAGGAUUUACAGAGGAAACCGGGCGGGGGCUUUUUUUCUGCCACCAAAGACGAGGCAUGAGCAUGUGACGGAGCGAGGAGGACGGGGGCGGAGCUUCACCAAACAUUCCACGGAGCCACGCCGCUCCGCCGCCAAGCACUUUUCUUUUUUCCUCGGUCGGGGUCGGAGGUCGUUUACAUGGCGCCGUCCCGGCGCCGCUGCGUUAUUUUCUCAUUAAACGUUUUGUUUUCAGUCGUGUUUAGAGGUUUUUGUUUUGUUUUGUACCUUUACGUUCCGCCGUGACGUCCGGCUCGGCCGCCGCCCUCUGUGUCUGAAACAGAGAUCAGCGCGACGGCGAUAGAACAACAGACGGCCAAGGGAAAACACACACUCACACACACACGGACGGAUUGACAAGCAGAAAAGGCCGGUCGACACAAGCGUGAGUGUGUGUGUGUGUGUGUGUGUGUGAGUGUGUGUAUGUGUGUGUGUGUCGAUGGAGCCGGGCCUGUGGAGUUUCCGUAAGGAGAGCAUGAAGCAGGCCUGCUCGUCAAAACAGGGUUUAUUCAUCCUGGUCUCUGCUGUCUGGACCCAGGACUGAGGCGGACCAGACCGGACCUGGCAGUGUGUGUGUGUGUGUGUGUGUGUGUGUGUGUGUGUGUGGAGAGAAGUGUUGGGAACGCGUGCAUGUGCCUGUUUGUGCGUGUUUUGUGUGUGUGUGUGUGUUGGUGUCGCCCUCCACACCAUC
Molecule: messenger RNA, 5025 nt
Organism: Salarias fasciatus (jewelled blenny)
Lineage: Eukaryota; Metazoa; Chordata; Actinopteri; Blenniiformes; Blenniidae
Gene: nhsl2
Product: NHS-like 2
Exons: 10
Coding region: 178-4260 (1360 amino acids)
Biological process (GO): cell differentiation
Source: RefSeq, a predicted model, not a curated record